Messenger RNA from Megachile rotundata (alfalfa leafcutting bee), 2063 nucleotides. RefSeq names its product Rabaptin-5-associated exchange factor for Rab5 (gene Rabex-5). Gene Ontology annotation, biological process: vesicle-mediated transport. The record is from RefSeq and is a predicted model, not a curated record. NCBI's taxonomy places the organism in Eukaryota, Metazoa, Arthropoda, Insecta, Hymenoptera, Megachilidae. Gene Ontology annotation, molecular function: small GTPase binding; zinc ion binding; guanyl-nucleotide exchange factor activity. Gene Ontology annotation, cellular component: cytosol; endocytic vesicle.
GAGUAAAUGACUAAUGUUGAAAGGUGCAGUGGAUGAAUUGUACGGAAGAAAUGUGAAUUAUACAAAUAGAUAAUUGUAAAAAUAUAAAGACGCUCGUCAAAAUGUAUUCAACAAAAACACCUUGUUUAAGAAUUGAUGAAGCUGAUCUUAAAUGUAAAAAUGGCUGUGGAUUUUAUGGAAAUGUCGAAUGGGCAGGUUAUUGUAGUAAAUGUCAUCGAGAAUAUUUACAAAAACAGAGAUCACAAACAGAAUCUAAUGCUUAUGGACAAGGAUACGAUUUUGCCGCUUCUAAUAAAAGUAGUAUUAGUGGCCAUCAAAAGUAUGAAGAGAAAAAAGUACAACAGGAAAAAAAAUACAAGUUGUUAAAUAUAUCUUUUCGAAAACCAGUAGCAAAAGCACAGGGAUACCAAGAAUUAUUUUAUGAAUUGAUGAAAGAAAACCCAGAUUUGAUGAAAGUAAAAAUUGAGAAUCGUGAUCUGAUAGCUGUAAUUGCAAAAACACCAGUGGAAAAAGAUGUUAGAAAGUGUAUACAUUCUUUUAUCAUUGAUAUACUUCAAAAUAAGGAUGUUAAAAGAAUUGAAGAACUUUCAGAGAUUACACAAAAUUUUUAUCAAGUAUUUGCCAAACGUUUGGAAAAUAGUGCAAAAUAUGCAGAUAUUGCACCAGAGAUUAAAGAAAAAUUGUUGGAUUAUGUAGAAAGAUAUGCAAUGACCUUGCUUUAUAGAAUUCUUUUUUGUCCUCCUUUUACAAACGAUGAAGAAAAGGAUUUAGCAAUACAGAAGAGAAUUCGGCAAUUAAACUGGGUCAGUGGGAAGAAUUUAGAAUGUAGAAUACAUGAAACGAGUUCUGAAGUUAGAGAACUUGUUUAUACUUCAAUUACAGAUUUAUUAAAUAUGGAUUCCGUAAAAGCUCCACAAGAGAAACUUUCCUGUAUUAUUUAUUGCUGUAGAAACAUAUUCUUAAUGCUUCAACAAUCUGUUGGUGGGCCUGCAUCUGCAGAUGAAUUUCUUCCAGCCCUAAUUUUUAUUGUUCUAAAAGCUAAUCCUGCUCGUCUUAAAAGUAAUAUUAAUUUUAUUACUAGAUUUUGUAAUGCAAGCAGAUUGAUGACUGGAGAAGGUGGAUAUUACUUUACAAAUCUGUGCUGUGCUGUAUCCUUCAUUGAAAAUUUAACAGCUGAAUCAUUGAAUAUGGAUGAAAAAGAUUUCAAUGCCUAUAUGUCUGGAGAACGUGUACCUGCCAAUACGUGGGAAUCUGCUUUAAUGAUGUGUGAAAGCUUACAUUUAAUGUGCGAAGAUAUAACACUCCUCGACGAGAUGAAAGCUAAGAAUACAGAGAUAAUGAAUGAAGCACUAAAUUUGAAAGAACAAAUGUUAAAAUUUCAAGAAGAAAUAGAAUCAGAAGUAAAUGCAGUUUUAGACAGAACUCCGUUAUUGAUUAUUCAUAGUCAGAGAUUGCCUACAAAUUUAGAUUGCGAGGAUAUUGAAAGUUACCAGUUACCACCUCCAAUUAUUCCACAAGUUUGUUCUACUACCAUUAAUAACUCUGCACAACAAAAUGAUGUAAAGAAUUCUCUGAUAGAAGAUUGUGUUACGCCAUCUCCUACUUUUGACUUUCCAUCUUUCAUCGGUGACGAUAGUUUCGAUGUAAGCAAAGCGGAAGAUGAAACUAGUCUUAUAAGCUUAGAUACCCAAAGCGAUUUUAAUAUACAGCAAGAAAAAUCCACAAGUGAAUUAGUAUCUACACAUCUGAAUGCGUGUUCAACUGCAGAAUCGCAAAAAGAAGAUUAUCAUGGAUUCACUAUUCAAGGUUCAAAUAUACCUACAAUUCCUUGCAGCACUGGAGAUUUAUCUUUUACUUCUGUAGAAUCGGAUUGCGAAAAUUAUAAAGAUUAUCUCCAUAAUGUAUAAAACAGAAUAGUUUCGUUGAAUUAAACAUAAAUCUUACAAAAUGUUGUUUAAUUUAUUGUGAUAAAUAUUAUAUAUAUAUGAUAUUCAUAGUAACAUACGUAAAACAUAAUAUAAAUUACUUAAAUUAUUCUGGUUUUAUAAGCUUAUUUCAAGGAA